Molecule: messenger RNA, 1766 nt
Organism: Zea mays
Lineage: Eukaryota; Viridiplantae; Streptophyta; Magnoliopsida; Poales; Poaceae
Product: cytochrome P450 71A1
Exons: 2
Coding region: 55-1647 (530 amino acids)
Molecular function (GO): monooxygenase activity; oxidoreductase activity, acting on paired donors, with incorporation or reduction of molecular oxygen; heme binding
Source: RefSeq, a predicted model, not a curated record
AUCAUCUACACAAUUCUAUCUUCCGGCGGCCACUUGUGAUUUGAUCAUCCUUCUAUGUCCCUGCCCCUACCCCAGUCUCUCUGCUGGCUUCUCAUUGACAUGGACGUCUCAGCGUUCCUUGCACUGCUGCUCAUUGCCCCCCUCUCCGGCCUACUACUUUUCCUCUCCACCGGGAGGAAGACGCCGUACGGCGGCGAUGAAGGCCGGCGGUUGCCGCCGUCGCCUCGGGGCCUUCCUCUCCUGGGACACCUGCCUCUUCUGGGCCCCCUGCCGCACCGGAAGCUGUGGGCGAUGGCGCAGGCGCACGGCCCCGUCAUGCUCCUCCGCUUCGGCCGCGUGCCCACGGUGGUGGCGUCGUCGGCGGCCGCGGCGCAGGAGGUGAUGAAGACCCGCGACCUGGCGUUCGCGAGCCGCCCCAGGGUGCGCAUGGCCGAGCGCCUCCUCUACGGCCGCGACGUGGCCUUCGUCCCCUACGGCGAGCACUGGCGCCAGGGCCGCCGCGUCUGCGUGCUCCACCUCCUCAGCCAGCGCCGCGUCAGCUCCUUCCGCCACGCCCGGGAGCAGGAGGUCGCCGCGAUGCUCGCCCGCGUCCGCCGCGGCGGCGCGCCCGCCGUCAACCUCACCGCCCACAUCAUCUCCUACACCAACGGCAUCAUCUCACGCGCGGCGUUCGGAGGGAUCGGCUACUACGACGGUCCCGACGGCGGCGGCGAGAAGCUCGCGAAGUUGUUCGCCGACUUUGAGGGGCUCCUGGGGACCGUCACCGUGGGGGAGUUCGUGCCCUGGCUGGCCUGGGUUGACGCGCUCAUGGGGCUGGACGCCAAGGCCGCACGCACGUCCGCGCAGAUGGAUGCCUUCCUGGAACAGGUGAUCGCGGACCACCGCCGGAGGCGCCGUGGCGGCCACCGUGAAGGUGGUGACGAUCACCGGGACUUCGUCGACGUGCUGUUGGACGUGAACGAGGACGAGGCGCACGCCGGUGGAGCCACGUUCGACGACGUGGCCAUCAAGGCCAUUAUCCUGGACAUGUUUGCCGCCGCCACGGACACUUCCUACACGACGCUGGUAUGGGCCAUGGCGGAGCUCAUCAACCACCCACGCGAGAUGCGCAAGGUCCAGGACGAGGUCCGCGCGGCCGUCGGCGGCGGCGGUCGCGUCACCGAGGACCACCUCGAGGAGCUGCGCUACCUCAGGUGCGUCAUCAAGGAGACGUUGCGGCUGCGCACGCCGCUGCCGCUCCUCGUACCCCGGGAGACGACCGUGGACACGGAGCUGCUCGGCUACCACGUGCCAGCGGGCACCCGCGUCAUCGUCAACGCGUGGGCCAUCGCGCGGGACCCCGCCACGUGGGAGCGCGCCGACGAGUUCGUGCCGGAGCGGUUCGCCGGCGACGACCUCACGGCGGACUACUUGAUGCCCGGGCAGGACUUCAGGUCCGUGCCGUUCGGCGCCGGGAGGCGAGGAUGCCCCGGGGUGGGGUUCUCCGUGCCGACCAUGGAGCUGGCGCUGGCGAGCUUGUUGUACCACUUCGACUGGGAGCUGCCGGCCGGCGUGGCGGCGAAGCUGGAGAUGGACGAGGUGAACGGGCUGUCGGUACGGCGCAAGGCGCCCCUGUAUUUGGUUGCUAAGGCAUGGUCUCCUCAGUAAGAUCGAUCUACCAUGUGAUGUGGUGCAGUUUGUCUGAAAUGAAUAUUCUGUGUGUGUCUAGGGCUCUUCCAGAGACGAGAUUAGGGAGUUGAAUAAAAGUGCUUAUGAACUUGCUCACA